AUGGAUACUUGUUAUAUUAUGAUGGCGUUAAAGGACAUUAUUACGUCAAGCGAAAUUAAUUAUCCAGCCUAUCUCGGUGAGGGUGAAUUUGGUCAAGUUUUUAAAGCUGAAAUUCGAAAGCUAGGAGCUGUUGCCAUUAGAAAGCUGAAUCUGGAGUAUGCAGAAUUAUUACCUACCUUUGCCGGACUUAUCGACUACAAUCAUAUUAAUAUUGUCAAACCGAUUGCAUUACUCAAAAUUGACCGACAGUGGUGCGUUUUAACUCAGUUUAUCGAUAAUGAAAAUCUACGAAAAAAAUUAGAAGAUAAGACUAAGCCUUUAUCCUUUGAUAUACGUAUUAAAAUAUUAAUGGGAAUUGCAAGUGGUUUAGCUUACUUACAUGAUGCAUUUUGCAAGAAUAAAAUGCAUCUGCUACUUAAUAGCAACAAUGUUCUACUAAAUCAAGCUUUGGAACCCAAGUUGUCCGAUUAUGGACUACUGAAGCCAAUUGAUUUACAAGAAAUAUAUUAUAGCCCAACCCCAACAGAACGUCAAAAAUAUUUGAAAGGUUACAUGCCGCCCGAUCUUGAUAGUGGAAUCGCAUCUGGUAAAUUUGAUUCCUAUAGCUAUGGAAUUAUUGUGCUAGAAAUCGUUUCUGGCUUAUCUAGCUACAAACCGGAUAUUUCAGGUCCAUCAGCCGACAAGCCUGUCUAUCUAGGUGAUCAUUUCUUGCAAUGCUGUGGAAAUCCGGAAAUGUUAUUUUAUUGUGAUGAAGAUAUUGAGUGGCCAAGCAAUGAAUACGUCUUUUCAUCAGAAGAAAUGCAAGAAAUUGCAUAUGAAUGCCUGAAAAAGGAUCGUCUUGAACGUCCAACGAUGAGUGAAUGCUACAGAACCUUGUUAGAGAUUAAGAAUUUCCUCGCAGAUCCUCCAAAUUAA
Trichoplax adhaerens is the source of this 915-nucleotide messenger RNA. RefSeq lists its product as uncharacterized. The transcript is spliced from 7 exons. Gene Ontology annotation, biological process: protein phosphorylation. NCBI's taxonomy places the organism in Eukaryota, Metazoa, Placozoa, Uniplacotomia, Trichoplacea, Trichoplacidae. Bases 1 to 915 code for a protein of 304 amino acids. Gene Ontology annotation, molecular function: ATP binding; protein kinase activity. The record is from RefSeq and is a predicted model, not a curated record.